Molecule: messenger RNA, 11070 nt
Organism: Mya arenaria
Lineage: Eukaryota; Metazoa; Mollusca; Bivalvia; Myida; Myidae
Exons: 53
Coding region: 65-10246 (3393 amino acids)
Molecular function (GO): protein binding
Source: RefSeq, a predicted model, not a curated record
CACGAAGUGGCAUCAGUUUAUACAAGAUGGACUAAAUUGUGUAUAUUUGUUUAUCAUUUGAAAGAUGAAGGCUUUAUUCUUUGUUCUCUGUAUAUUCGUAAAUUGUUUUUCUGCACAAAGCCGCUAUUGCACAGUUUACGAAUCAAAGCAAAAAUGUACAAGUUCUUUUAUGGUUUUUAGAAAAUGCACAUACAGAAAAGUUUCAACACAAAUCUGCUGUUCUGGAUACUACGGAAAUAACUGUGACAUACCUAUAUGCGGCGGUAAAGAAGUUUCCUUCUUUUGGCAUGGCACAAGAAGCAACACUUGCAAUGUAAGAAAUGAAGGAAGGGUGAUCUACAGGGAUGGAACGACUGUUACCAAUAGCGGGGGAACAUGCGUCGCACCAAAUAAAUGCGAAAACUGUAAUGAGGGCUUCUAUCCGAACUCUUUUCUCGGCCAAUGCAAGGUAUGUCCAUCUAUACACCUCUGUAAUGUUCAUAAGUGUUCAAAUAUACACGAUGUCACGUGUCAGUUCUGUCUAAAUGAGUUCAACAGGGACAAAUUAGGAUGGAACGAAUACACAGGAGCUAAUGACAGGAAACAAUGUACACGUACUUGCUCUUGGGUGAGAGGAUACAGAUGUUACCCAGGCGUUUGCAAUGACAACUAUUAUCGUUUUUAUGACACGAAUGGAAAGAAAAACUGCAUAUGUGCCAAAGGCUUUGGCGGCAUUGAUUGUGCUACAUCAACACAUGAGUACCCGAUGGAUUUGCUGGAAUAUGAUUUGGAAUUACGGGAAUGUGAAAAUGAGAUAUGCCAUACCAUAAUUGUAAAUGCUUCCAAAAAUUGGUCAAAUGAAAAGGAACGAAUGUUCAUAGAUAUUAAAGCUUUAGCUGAAGAUUCUUUAAAACUUCCUAAUGCCGCGGAGUAUAUUAUCAAGGAGGGCACCAAACUCGGAUUGCAGAGUAUGCAUGUCGUGGUCUCAGCUUUUCGAGGACAAAAAAGUACAUCAUGGGUUACCGAGAAAGACUGCAAAUUAAAUGGAUCUUGCCGUAUAAGUUCAUCUAAACCUAUAUCCGAUACUGGUCUUUCGUUUAUCAACAAUGGUUUUCUGCACGGAGACAGAAUAGUUUUAAACGUCCUUAUACGUAAUGGUGGUAUAAUAUACUACCAAAGGAUUGACAGUCGGACCCAAAAACCUGUGAACGAAUCCUACUACGUCAAUGGAAUUGAAAAGAACUAUAAAAAGGAGCUUGAAUUUGAUAUGGCUGAUCCAAGUCAUUGCAAAGAGAUUGACCAUUCUUGUAUCAACUCGCCUUUAUGGACAUCGGCAGACUUUGUAACAGAGAACAAAGUAACGGUUUUUUGGGAAGGCUGGACAGAUAAAGACUCUGGAAUAUACAAAUAUCAAAUAGAAUUAUAUCUGUUAGUGAAAGGUGAAAGUAACAGCCUUAGAAAGGAUCAUGGGCUGACUGGAGAAGCGAUUACAAGGGGGCCAUCAGUACGCUCUGCAGAAAUAACCGUUGAACAACCAGGUCCAUAUGCUGUAGAGUUAACAACUUUUGACCAUGCUGGAAAUCACAAAACGGCACGGAGACUGUUUUUAUUUGAUGAUAAUUCUGAAGUCUCGUUAAACCAAAGUAGUUCGACUAAAAUACUCAGUGUAAACGAUGUUGGCUGGAUUGAUAAAGAUACGGAAAGUAUAAUCGUUGACUGGGCAUACCGAUUUAGCAAUAAUCGCCAUCACAAACUUUGCUGGCUUUGUCGAUUUGAUCGCAUUUCCACUGAUGUUCCCAUUGAAUUAGACGACACAGUUGGGUUGUCAGAAAGGACAUUGGAAAGCAUUCAAAAUAUACAAGGAAUUGUGCGGUUUGAACUAGCCUACCUUGAGACAUACGAAGGAAAAACCAUUAGUGUACCGGCAAAGGCAGUUACAACAUCCGAAUUCAACCAUCAGCAAGUUGAAAUUGAUGAUUUAGCACUUCUUGAUGGUAAAAGAGUAGAAUUUACUCUUCGCGGCUACGACAUAAUGGACGCAUAUGCAGAAGAUAACACUACCGUCUGGAUCGACACCUCACCUCCGGUUAUUGAAAACCUUUGGCUUACAAGAGGUGAUAUUGUGAAUAUCAGUGUACAUAACGUAACGGAACUAGCUGUUAUGACGAUCGAGUGGAAAGCUUUUGACGUACACAGCGGUUUAUACGAAAUAUCUUGGCGAUUGUUUGAUAACUUUAGUAGAACGGACGUUGUCCAUGGUCAUUCAUACGAAUCUCCUCAACAUGGGUCAAAAACACUAACGGAAUGCGAACAAGAGUAUGCCAACUAUGCUAGAGGUUCGAACUGUUACUGUUCCCCGUACAACGGCUGCUUCCACCAACACUUCCAAGUGACUCCACCUGUAAUCAAUUUAAACACAGUCGGAGGUUUCACACAACUUAUUGGCGGAAUUGAUGGCGAUAGAUCGGAGGGCGUGCAUGAAAGGGAAUACUACAUUGAAGUUACUGCAGUUAAUAAUGCCGGUUUGACUACCGUCCGGGAUCACAAGAUUACUAUUGACCUCUCGCCUCCCAACCCGGGUCAUGUACAUGAUGGUGUUGUAGGCCAACCCGAGGUAGACUUUCAACAGUCGCUUACACUAAAUGCACACUGGGAUGACUUUCUGGACAAAGAGAGUGGUAUAAAGUUUUAUAUGAUCUGUUUUAAGAUGAGAUGCUUGACAGCUGACGAAAUGCAUUUCGAUAGGAACCACCCAGAGAUUGUCCAGACAUAUUCAACGACUGCAAGCACUACAGUUCAAUUUCCUGGGCGAUAUUAUACGACCGUUGUUGCCUAUAACCAUGCCUUAGAUCCGAGUGUUCCUGUGUGUUCUGAUGGAGUGGUUAUCGACAGCACUCUAACAUUGAUAUCAGAAGUUGUCAUUCACGGUGGCAUUGUUACUCCAAGAAUUGUCAGAGAUAUUGAUACAGAUGAAAUAUUUGUUCUUAACAGAAACAGGGAGAUUCAGGCGAUUCGCAAUCCGACUAAUAUUUGUUGGGAAAAGUCUUUCGAUGUUUCAUCUAUGGACAUCCAAAUGAUCCCAAAGCUUAGGAACGUAAAUGGAUCGUACAGCUCGGUUGAUUCCACGGUUUGUGAAAGUAUCAGCAGUGUACCAAGAAAUAUUGUAACGUAUGUUCGCUACGAUUCUCAUCUGGACAUUUCUUGGAACUACACUGAAGGUCCAAGUGGCGUUAACAGUUUUGAUGUUGGACUGUCAUCUGACAAUACCGAUAUUCCAGAUAUUAUGAGUUUUCAGAGUUCAAUGCACCACAGUUUUAUGCGUUUGGUUCAUCCCGGUAUUUGGGAUGGACAAGAGUUCUUUAUCCUGCUGAAAGUUACGACAAAAUCAGGUGUUUUUGAUACAAAUGUAAUCGGACCUGUGAUGGUUGUGAAAUCUAAACCAGAGUUUACAGGCUCCAUACACAUAAACACUGAAGGGAAUUUUUUGGUUGCAAGUUGGGGAUCUGAUGACUUCGUUGAUCAUGGAGAAUCUGGAGAUUUGAAGUUCGAGAUUGCAGUGGGAUCAUCAAGGUUUACAUCAAAUGUCUUACCCUUUUCUGCACAAAGAAGUGGCGGGAGUUGUGAAAUCAAUGAUACAAUUAGUUGUACUGCAGUUGAUAUGCGUAAUCUGAAAUGGGCCUUACACGAAAAUGCAGACUAUUAUGUGGCAGUGAAAGCUACUGACCCACUUGGAUUUUUUGUCGUUGCAUCUUCAGAAAAAUAUACUCAUUACUACGAACUGCCAUCGUCUGGAGUAGUUUAUGACAUUAAUCUUGACGACAAACGUCCAUUUGUUGACAUUGAUGACAUUGACUUUCAAAGCAAAACGAAUGAACUUGCUGUAAGAUGGAAUGGCUUUUAUCAUCCUCACUCUAAUAUCCAAUUCAGAAUAUGUGUACAAGACAAAAAUGGCAUAAACAUUGUUUGUGAAACAGCUACUUCUGAUGAUCAUCACACAUUUUAUGGACUCGGUCUGCGGAGUUAUGAGAGAUAUUACCAAGAGGUUACCGCGAUGAGCGCUUCGGGUAAUGUUACCGCGUUAUCCGAUGGAGUAGUUGUGGUUAUUCCUGAAGAUGAGCAUCCCUUUGAGGUAUUUGAUGGCAAUCGAUGCAACUGCACAGUUACGGAAGAUUUCUACACAGUGUCUCACUACACACAGUUCGACAUAUUUAAUUGUACAGAAGAUAUCGACUACCAGUAUCAGACUUCUUCGCUUAAUGCUUACUGGAGGUUACCCGAAGACAAGAGGGACUUUAUGCAGACCAUACUUUGGAGAAUAGAAAAGAGGGCUCUUGUAGUGGAUAUGUGGACGGCUUUGUCAGAAUAUCAGACUUUACGGAACAGAGACGUUUUACACAUUACUGGGCUAUAUCUUAUUCCUGGACGGAAGUAUCGUAUAUCUGUGAAGGCCUGUGCUCAGCAAUUCUGCUUCAAAUCAAUGUCUAGUGAUGGUGUCUACAUUAUUCCAAAUCCGCCUAUUACUGGUUCUUUUUCUGUAAAUUACGAUAUGGGAGUAAACACGAUAGCAGCUACCAUGGAUAGAUUUAAGGACAGUGACCUAGAGGAUGUGGGUGAAGCUCUGUCUGUCAUGAUGCGGUAUGAAUACGCCUUUGCCGAUGAAGACAAUGACUCUAAAUUGCUCUACAAAUGGGACAUUAUAAACAUAACAUCGGAAACUGAGACAAAGAUAUCGUUUGACAUUAUUCCGGAUCAAAAACUAAGAUUUGCAAAAUGCUGGAAACUAGCAAUAAAAGGAAUUACAAAGGCGGGAUCAUAUACUAUUAUAUCAUCCGAAAUACGGAACUGUUCCAAUUUGCAAGAGGUAAAGCCAAGCAGUGUCAUUGAUGCAGUUGGUAAAACCAUUGGAACACAAGAUGGACAGGACAUUGGUGGCGAAAUUUUCUUAGAACAAAAUCAUGAUUGGAGUGAAAAGGACAAAGACUACACUUCUUUUACAAAUAUUAUCUCAGCCGUCUGGCCGAAAUUACGAUAUAAACAUUACAACUGGGCGGUCUUAUUAAUUAAUAACGAGGAUCCUACAAUUUUCUACGACACCAAUGACCAUAUUGACCUCCGUUAUCCAUGCACGCAUCCGGAAACGAUAGCUUGCGGUGAAACAGAUAAAGAAUAUAUGAAUGCAAAAUUUGAUGUUGGAGUCAUAAAACAUGGCAAAAGAUACAUAGUGUGCAUACACGCCAAUGAGACUUACCUAUAUCAUGAGAAGUGGACACAGCAUCUUGAUGAGUUCAUGGAAUGCAGCGACGGUGUAACCGUGGAUAUAACUCCGCCCAUUGCUGGAAUGGUCUGGAUUGGCCAGGACAAGAAUUACUUUUAUCAGACGUCAACAUCAGAUAUACUUGUGAUGUGGAACUCUUUCUCUGACAUAGAAGAACACCGAUUCAAUGUACACGAAAGUGGAAUUGCAUACUACGCAAUAUGCUUAGGUUCAUCACCAGGAGGAAACGAUGUUAUUAAUCUUGUCAAUGUUGGAUUGGUGAACCAUAAAGUGUUCCAUAACCUUUUACUCCAAAAUGGAUUGUCCUAUUAUGUAACAGUGAAGGGAUUUGACUAUGUUGGACUGUCAACAAGUGAGUCAUCUCAUUCUGUAGUUGUUGAUUCUACACCACCGAAAGUAACUGGGAAGUCUAUCCAGAUACCCAGCAGACAUCUUUUGAAUACAACGUCAAUAUCUGCUUGCUGGAAAAACGUGUUUGAGGACACAGAGAGUGGAAUCAACAGAUACGAAUGGUCUGUUGGUACCAGACAUGGGUAUGAAGAUGUACUCGCUUAUACAACACAUCACGAAGAUUGUGCCGAAUCUGAGGUGUCACCAUCACGGGAGCUUAAAGAUGGUCACUCGUACUUCAUAACAGUAAAGGCAUAUAACAAUGCUGGGCUGUUUUCUACGGAUACAUCAUGGGCGUUUGUUGUUGAUACCACGCCGCCCGACUCUGGUUUAGUUUACGACGGUCCAAAUGACGGCACAUAUACAGAUAUUGAUUACAUGGCAUCAACAAAUAUAGUUCAGGCUUACUGGACACAUUUUAUUGAUGCACACACUCCAGUUCGUGAAUACUUUGUAAGCGUUGGAACCUGUAAGGAAUGUGACGAUGUGCUGACGGAACAAUCCGUCGGAAUUAAAAAUGAAAUAGAGGUUGUUGGUCUGGCGCUUAUGGAAGGCCGUGUUUACUUCACAGCCGUUAAGGCAUGCAACACGGCUAUGCUUUGUUCUAGAGCGUCUUCUGACGGUUUUCUAAUUGACAAAUCGCCACCAACUAGAGGAACAGUUAUUGAUGGCCUCAGUGGAAGUGAUAUUGAUUACCAGGCUUCAAGAAGUCAUGUUGGCUGUAAAUGGUUUGGCUUUUCGGAUCCUCAGUCUGGAUUGAGUCACUACGUUUGGAGACUAGGGACAUUGAAAGGUGGAGACGAUAUAGUAUCGGCGACAAAUGUUCACAACCAUGAAAUCGCGUACAUUGUUGAUGUUCAAUCACUCGCAGGAACUCUUCUCCCUGUGGGAAAACUGGUUUAUUGCACCGUCCGAGCAUAUAAUAAAGCGGGAUACUUCACUGAAAUGUCUUCCAACGGAUUUGUUGUUGACACAAGCCCACCGACAAUUUCCAAAGAGUUAUCAUUGUCUCCGUUUGGAAGAAGUAUUAGCCAUGACAAAACAACGAUAUUGAGAUCGUCUUUAAGAGUUCAUUGGGAUACUUCCGAUUCAGAUUCUGGAAUUUCCGCCCAGUAUUUAUCGUUAUCAUCUCACAUUGGAGGAGACUUCAAUGUGUCAACUGUAAAGGUUGAUGCUGUUGCAACUGAGUAUACUUUGUUGAACUUGGAUCUCCAUGAUGGAAGCUAUUACGACAUAAAGCUGGCUGUGUGCAACGGUGCCAAACUGUGCACACAAUCUUUGUAUACGAAUCUGUUGGUCGACAGCACUCCUCCAACUAUGGGUACUUUUGCUAUAACCACAGACCAUGCAUCUGAGUUAGGAAGACAGCCUGAAAACUGGAUGACAUGGAAUCCAAUUAUGUUGAAUAUCUCUUGGUUGGGGUUCGAGGAUAUUCAUAGCGGGAUUGACACGUAUAUAAUAAACAUUGGAACAAGAUAUAUGGCGAACGAUCUAAACAAGAAUGGCGAUAGUUUAAUAAAGGUAAAACAUGUCAAUAUUGGAUUUGAGCAUCGGGAAGGAUUCGUACAAACCUACUCAGUACGAACAAAAUCCCUGUCUAACAGAAAGAGCGUUUACGUCAGCGUGUUUGCGAUAAACGCGCUCCAUAGUCCAAUAUUACACGCUCAGUUCAAUCUUUUAUUUGGAGGCUUAUUAUCCAUGGUAAGGCGCUGUGAUGCCGAAACGUGUCUCGGACAUUGUGUGUGCGCUCCUGUACCGGCCAGAUGUCAUUACACCAGCACAAAUUGUAUAGCUAGCAGUAGUGAAAAUGUAAACGGAGUAUUGAUAAAAGACCAUCUCGACAUAGAUUUUACUGAGAAUCAAGACGCAGUUCAGUAUUCACCAUUUAAUACCUUCUUAGCGGCCGAUUGGACUGUAGUAGACACUGGAAAAUCAAACCCACUAUGGUACGAAUGGAGUAUUGGCGAAUCAAACGAAGACGAACCUAUGGGAGUAUUUGAUCAAAAAACCGACAGAGUUUGGCACGACGCAGGCUCGCAUAUGUCAUGGAUGUAUACGCUACCACGGGGUCAAGUUCUUCAAAGAACGUUUACAUAUUCGUUCUUCGUACGAGCUUGGUAUAACGAUAGCACAUUUUCCAUUUUUAAAAGCAGCGGUGUAACAAUUUUAUCAAAACCUCCACAAACUACCAUUGUUCGAGGUGUGAGUGUAAAAGAGGUUUCGUCCGACAGUCUCAAAGAUGUAGAUUACAUUUCUGAUUCGAGCCAUGUAGUGGUAGACUGGACUGGAAAAUUCAUUAGCGACUUCUUCAAGAAGUUUCACCUUUAUCUGAGUACACAGCCUAACGGAAAAGAUGUGCAUGUUUUGUCCACAUAUGUCAAUGCGUCAGUGACUAAAUGCGAUAUAACUGGAGCUAAUCUCAAGGAAAACAAGAGAUACUUCUCCGUUGUUCAAGCGGUAAAUUAUGCUGGACUUUACACUACUUUGAGUUCUGAUGGUUUUAUGCUGGAUGUUGCAAAACCUGAAACAGGCACAGUGAACGACGGCAUAGCUUUACAUGAUGUUCAGUUUCUUAAUUCAUCGAAUCAGCUUCCUUCGUUUUGGUAUGGAUUUAGUGACUGUGUUUCUGGAGUUGACCAUUAUGAACACUGCGUUUCGUCCCUGAAAUACAAGGGUCGAUGUGAUAUACAGCCGCUUAUCAAUGUAGGGUUAGGGACUUUUAUGGAAAGAAAAUCAGAAAAAGAAUUUGUUCAAGGAGAAAUUUUGUUCAAUGAGGUUCGUGCUUACGAUAUGGCCGGACAUGUAUCGGACUUGGUAGCGUCUGAUGGUGUUCUUAUAGAUAGAACGCCACCUCUACGUGUAACUUACGUUUUAUCCAACGAAAAUCUUGUGCGUAAUGGAUCGUUUGAAAAUACUGACGACAGCUCUUUGCAAUGUGAUGAAUUGUCUGAUACAUUUUGGUACGGAGCGAAAAACUAUUGUCUUAAAGUUAUCAAGGCGCAACACGUGUCAAAUGGGAACUCUUUCUUGCUCUUGCAAGGAAGUGUCUCACAAGAAAUACUGGUUGGUGCGGCUGGAAAAUAUAAGCUGCAGUUUUUCACCGCAAAUAUUCCAAGAGAAUCAUCACAGUUGUCGGUUCAAGAUGGCUAUUUCGUUGUAAACGAAACCAAACAUGUAUUUCAGAUGCAUACAAAACCAUCGUCUGAAGAAGCCACAGUGUGGCAAGAACAACAUUAUAUUUUAAACCUACAGACGGGCAAAACUACAAUAACUUUUGGAACUGAAAAUAGCGCCCAUUUCGGUAUAGACGAUAUAAGUCUGCGUGUUUAUUCCGGGAAAGCCUACCAGGAAAACAGCACCGAUGUCAAACACCUGCAAGCUUUAACAAUUCAUGCUCACGACUGGUCAUCUAUUUAUUCAGAGUGGCACUUCGAAGAUCCGGAAAGUGGACUUGUAGAAUACCUCUGGGCGAUUGGCACUGUUCGGGGCGGAACACAACUUCAAGAAUAUACCAGCGUCGGAAGAAACGAGUUUGCGUCUAGCAAUACAAUUCAAUUACAACACAACACAGUGGUGUUUGUCAGCGUAAUGGCAGUAAACGGAGCAGGUCUAAGGACAGUGAGCUAUUCCGAGAAAAUCUAUAUAGAUUUGACUCCACCGUUGUUUGAUUAUAUUCAUGAUGGUGACAGUUCAGAUUUUGAUAUUCAAUUUCAAACGUCACUCAAUGUCAGCGUGGCUUGGUCAGUAAAGGAUUUAGAAUCGAAAAUACAGGAAUGUGUUUGGGCAAUAGGUUUGUACCCAACGGAUUCAUCAAUAAAAGAUUACACACAGAUAGGCACGAGAGGACCUGCUAGUACCGUGCUAUAUUCAAAACCAUAUGAUCGAAUAUUUUCGACCGUACGAUGUAAAAAUGCAGCAGGACGUAUCGCCUCGGUUUCUACGGAUGGACUGAGAAUUUUAAACAUUUCGUUGACAACACAUGAAGCAUACAUCUCCUUAAUGGCUAUGUCGCAGACACAGUACCAACCUAUUGGAAGUUAUCAUGGCAACAACACCGAGGUCAAGUUUCAGUGGGCGGGGUUUAGACAAGAUGAAGGAAUAAAUAAUUUCCUGAUAUCUCUCGGUGGUGUUGACACUUCAUACUCUGAAACAGUUAUCGGUAGUACCUUAGAUGUUAACUUUGCUAGUUUUACCGGAAUGAAUCUUGCGGAUGGCUUUUAUGAAAUAUCUGUACAGGGAGUGAAUGAGAUACACAUGUAUAGUGAAAAGAAAACCAUUGGUUUUUAUGUACUGACAUCCAAGCCAACUAACACAGGGAAGUCAGUCAAAACAUCCUGGGAUGCAAAUACUCUAAUAGCAAAAGCAGAAUGGUCAAACGUUUUCGACUCCACCCAUCCCCUGUAUUAUGAGGUGACCGUGCGCCAAGAACAUGUCGAAGGGGACAUUUUACAGUGGCAGGAGACAGUUAAUACUGCGCUUGAAGUAAAGCUUCAAGACGAAGAUGUUGCAAACUCCGGCAGCACGCUUAAAUUCAGUAUAAGAGCGAUAAACCAUGCAGGAUAUUUCAACACUGUUUAUGCUGACCUCUUUGUCCAUGUGUAAAUUUUUAAGUUGUCGCAAAUUUAAACUUUUUUAUAUCAUUCAAGUGUAUAACAGUUAAUUAUGUACAAUACAAUGACGUGCAUUAUGAUUUUAAUUUAUAGCGCAUAGUAGUGUGUGUAGUGUAAACGCAAAAACUUUAAAAGCCAAGGCGUGUGGUGUGUUUUGUAUUUCGCCAUAUGUACAGUCAUUAAAAUUCUGGAAGAAAGUAGGUUCAUAAACGAGUGAAAGAUAAAGUAUAUAAAGAGUACGACUAAAAAAGACCAGUACUUCAUUCAUAUAGUAAUACAUGUACCUAAAUUAUGAGCAUUGAAACUGAUAAAAGAGAGAAGAAAAAAAUAUGAAGUGAAUUUAAAUAGUUAAAGAACAAUGCCAGCAAUGGUAUACAAUGGUAUACAUUAUAUUCUUAUUUGAUACUCUCUUCUUUGAGCAUUUUUAUAGCCAUAAUAGCAAUAUUGCAUCUAUUCUACAAAUAUAAUCUCUUACGAUUAUACUGUACUCGUAUAACCCUUAACUUAGAGUGUAAUCUCACCACACCCCUCUUGUGUCCUGAAUUUCCCUACUUUUGCAUCGGAAUCCUUCAUACCGCUAAAUUUCGGACUGAAGUGCGGAAUGACAUUAUAGUAUCAAUAUUUAAAAACUGAUUUCAAUUUGCUCGAGUUCGUAUAAAACAAUUUUGGAGGUUUAUGUUAUUUAUAUAUUAACAAGUUGAAGCAUAUGCUUUAAGAUAUGAAAAUAUAUGUGUAGUCACUGCUUGAUUUUUUUUUAGAAUUAUGCCUGUAAGAACAAUUUCGGAAUAAUUUUGAAACAAUAAACGUAAUAAAUGA